Molecule: messenger RNA, 4509 nt
Organism: Eublepharis macularius
Lineage: Eukaryota; Metazoa; Chordata; Lepidosauria; Squamata; Eublepharidae
Gene: CEP128
Product: centrosomal protein 128
Exons: 25
Coding region: 66-3377 (1103 amino acids)
Source: RefSeq, a predicted model, not a curated record
GCUGGGUGCCGAACGGUUGGAGCCGGAGGCGGCAGCGAGGCAUGAUUCAGGAGUAAAGGAUAUCAAUGGCAGAUUCGUCCAGUGACUCAGACACCUUCCGUCGUAGAGCUGGGAGACGUUGUCCAGUAAGGGCAUCUUGCAGUAGAAUCCAAAAUCGUGGUGCUGAAGAUGUUACUGAGAAGAUCCAUACUCUAGCAAGCACUUUACAGGAUACCAAUCGGAACUUGAGGCAUGUGGACCAGAUGCUGGGCCAGUACCGUGAAUACAACAGUGAACAGGCAGAAGCAAUUGCAAAUCUUAAAGAAACUCUGGAACAGUCUAUAGGCCAACUAAGGAGUCAACGAUUAUCAAGAAACUCUGGAGUAAGAAGUGCAUCUCUUUCUAGCUUAUAUGCAAGCGACUUAGAUGGUGGAGCUCCGGAAAACUGCCAGUUCCAGCCUACCUCUCCUCACAGGGAUUACAGUGAGACACUGGGGACACGAUGCCGGAGGUCAAGGUCUGCUGUCCGUUUUAUUGACCAGGCUGAAAAUGUAGACCAGUUACACACUCUGCACCAGUCGCUCAGAGAUCUCAGCAGUGAACAAAUCCGUUUGGAGGAAGAUUUCAGCAGAGAGCUUUCAAGAAGAAAUCGAACUGAUGCAGAGACAAAAAGGGUGUUGGAGGAGCUGUCUGAGAGACUUGGUGAUUCCCAAAGGCAAGAAACGGUGUCUGACCGAGUAGAGAGGAGGCUUCAGGCGAUAGAACGAGAAAUCCACGCAGAAAGGCAGAUGGUAGAAAGACGCCAGGAUCAGCUGGGACACAUGUCAGUGCAUCUGCAGGAGGCUUUAAAACAACAAGAUGCUAAAGUGAAUGAAGCAGAAAUCCUCUUGAAAAAUAAACUGCUGAAAACUGAAGAUGAAAAAAGUAAACUUGAGCUGGAACUGGAGCACUCCCGGAGGAAACUGGAUCAGUCGGAAUACAGCCGAGAAGCCCUUCUCCACCAGAUUGAGGAUCUCCGUUCCCAACUCCUUAGAGCAGAAGAGGAGCAUCUGCGUUUACAGCACCAAAUCUCUCAAGUUGCCACGCAUCACCAGAGCCAUCGCAAUGAGCAGGAGGUUGACAGGAGGAAGCACAGAGUUGUUGAUCAGGAUAAACAAGAUAUGGAGAAACAGAUCUGGGAGCUGAGAGCAAAGCUCAGUCAUAGUGCUGUCAUGUCAGAGAUAGAGGAGUUAAAGCGAUGCAUUGAGCGCAAGGACAAAGAGAAGGCACAACUUGCAAUGAAAAUAGAGGUUCUGACAUCUGACUUGGAAAAGAGGGAGGACCAGCAGCAAAGGAUGCUGAGCCAGCUGAAGGAGAUUCAGAGUAACUACAAGGCCUGUGAAAACGAUUGCAGAGCUGCUGAGCGCCAGGUUGCGGAGCUGGCUCAGCAACUAGAUGAGUCGGUUAAGGAAGCUGAGAGGUAUCUUGCUGAAUUUAGACAAUCUGAAGUACUCAGACUAGAGAAUGAGAAGAAGAAGGAGGAGUUAAAACUGAAAGCGCAGGAAUCUAUUAAACAUUGGAAGCUGAAAUGUAAAAAACUGGAACAUGAAAUAGAAAAACAGACUGAAAUUCACACCCAGUUGAUGGAGAAGAACAAUCUGGCCCUUAAAGAAAAGGAUGACUUGAAGGGUCAGCUUCUUUCAGCCAUGCACCAAAUGGAAAAUCUUCAGAAGGAACUGAAUGAUGCACUUGAAAAGCGGGCCAAGCAAGAAGAGGAGCUGCAUUGUAAAGAGAAGAAGCUGAAUGAAGCCAGAUCUCUGCAGAUGGCUCUGGAACAAGAGAUUGGGGAAGUUCGAGAAACUGCAGACAAACUGGACAGUGAGCUGCAAAAGCAGAGCCUAGCACAGAGCCAGAUGAGAAGUGAUAAACAGCAUUUAGAAGACGAGCUUGCCACUAUCAAUAUGAUCCAUGAAAAAGACCAGGGAAGACUCUUGGAGAUGCAGGCUGUUAUAAAAAAUCUUAGUACCAUUCGGGCCGAGCUGACCAACCGAAUAGCGGAAGAGGAAAAAGCCAAGAAGGAGAUGCGCAAGAGCCUGCUGGAGCUCCAGAAGCAGCAGGAAUCUAAUCAGGAGGAGAUGACUGCACUCAGCAAGCAACUGAAGUUGGAGAGAGAUGUUCACCAGCAGGAACUGGCAGAACUACAGUCAGAGUUGCAGUGGGCCAAAACCAAGCAUGAGCAACAGGUCCAAGAGAUGAUGAAGCGUUUUAGUCAAGAAAAAGAGGACUCAGCUGCUCACAUUGCAAAACUAAAGGCAGAACUUGUGGAAGAAAGAAAUUUGAUAAAAGCUCAGCGUCGACAGGUGGAGAAGAUGAAAAUAGAAUGUGAUAAAUUAACAGAGGAACUAACGCAUAAGGAAGAAGACAGUGUAAAAUUUAGGCGAAAAUAUCAACUGAUGAAACAGGAACUAGAUGACAAGGAUAAAAGGAUAAAUAAUGAAGAAGAUAAUCUAAGAGGGAUGGAGGAGGAAAGAUUGCGACUUCAUGACCAACUGUGUUGUCUUCAAAACGAACAGGAAUCCAUCUUUUCUAUGAUUGGAAGUGAAAUUGACGCUGCUUGUGAAAUCUUCUCUAGGGACUCAUUGGAGAAAUUCAAAGCAAUAUCACUUAUGCCAGGGGUACAAAAUGACCCUCAUCGGUGGCUAGCAGAAACAAAGACAAAACUUCAGUGGUUAUGUGAAGAAGCGAAGGAGAGAGAGGCCAAAGAGAAGAAGCUGCGGCGUCAUCUGCUACAGAGUCGAGAACAGCUGAAGCACCUUACCUUGAGUAAAGAGUCGGAACGGCAAGUUCUCAUAGGUCAGCUGGAAAAGCAGGAGCAACUCUUGGAUGAAGUUCAUGAAGCAAAAAGAGAUCUACUAGAGAAGACUCUCAGGAAGGAGGAAGAAAUAAGUGCCCUGCAGGAGCGCAUAGCGGCAUUAGAAACAGAUGGAGUUCACGCAGAUGCAAGUAUAUCAACAAAUAGUACUCGAGUGGCCUUAGAUCACCUAGAGUCUGUUCCUGAGAAACUGAGCCUUUUAGAAGAUUUUAGAGAUUUUGGAAAUUCUUCUGAUCGGGCAGAAAUGAUUGGAGAGAGAUACACUAAAUAUAAGGAAAUCAUGGGUUCUUUGCAGCAGCAUCUGGAAGAUUCAAAGCGCAGACUCAGAGAAUUCAGGGAUAAGAAAACUGAGGCUGAUAUUUCUGCCAUACACAGUGCUUCUUCCAACUGGCGGACCAGUGCCAACUUUAUGUCCAGCUCCUUGCUUUCUACUUCAGGAUUAUUGACCAAAAGUGCUCUUCCUUUGGAUUUAAAUGCAGCUAAGAAAGAUGCCCUCAGUGCAACCGUCAAUGGGAUGAAGUUCCAAAUGGAACAAGAGAAGUACUAAGAACAACUAAGGAAUACGCGAUUUCACUGCAAGAAAUACAGCUGUGCCCACUCUCUGCUUCUGAGGCAGUCGAGUCCAGGUGUAUUUACAAAAGCAACGCCGAUUCCUUGGUUUUACUGAUGCCAAAUAUUAACUGUGACAUCAUCAUGUUGGUGUACAUAAAGACGAGUGAUGCGUGAAUAUUCAACGUACUGAAAAAUGCCAAAGUAUCUUGUGGUAGGAAGCGCUGUUCCCCUCUGCUUUGUUUCUGUUCAGUUCCAACCAAGCCCUUCAGUUCCUCAGUGCCAAAUGUAGACUGCUUUUAUUGAGUCUUUUCUUUUAAACCCUGCAAUGUAUAACUUAAAUCUGUUUUAACUUCAAAGAUGUGGUGAUAUUUUGGUUGAACAAUGUAAUAUAAGCACAUUUUUGAUAAUCAGGAAAUGGUUAAUAGAAAUUGCAUUGUGUGUAAAUAAGUUGUUUUCUAAAUUUAGUAUGCCAGCCCAUGUGCAUAUAAUAGCAUUUUCACAACAGAGGUGCCUCAAAUGAUGCAUUAUGCAGUGAUUACAUUAUUGUGCUUAAUAAUAGAAGUGGUUUAUAUCAGAAACAAUGAACUGUAUUUCCUUCUCUAUGGGGAAAGUUCAGAUUCCAUUCUGUAUCUCACCCUGUUUGGGAAUGGUCUGUUUGUUGAUCCAAGUUCAGCAAAGAACAUAUCUUAACCUAAAUUUCCCCCAAACUGGAGGAAAUGCAGUUAACUGCUUGUUAUAAGCCACCUCUGGUACUAAGCAUUAAAAUAACGCUCCCCAAACAUUCUAAUAAUAAUGUAAUUCCAUGUGUUUAAUUCCAAUUUGGGAAUGUAAAUCUGGAGUCACAAUAUCACAUUUUGUCCUACAAACUUACCAGAACCACCUUCUUAAGAACCACUGGUGGGAGAAGUUGGCUUGAAUGAGACAAAGCCUUUUAAAAAGCAGUUUCUAAUAAUCACAUCAUUUCCACUCCCGCAAUCUUAAGUUUAUUAAACUGUCACCUUCACUUUAAAGUGUUAAUGACAAUGUACAGUAUUUUAGCCUUAUUUUGUGGUCUCCACUGAUGCAAUCAGAUUGUUUCCUUUCUUGUCCUUUCUAAUAAACUCCUGAAGCAGCCUCAUUUUCACCUG